Messenger RNA from Trypanosoma grayi, 1809 nucleotides. Its product is annotated as dynein. Lineage: Eukaryota; Euglenozoa; Kinetoplastea; Trypanosomatida; Trypanosomatidae. Gene Ontology annotation, cellular component: outer dynein arm. Gene Ontology annotation, molecular function: dynein heavy chain binding; dynein light chain binding. The transcript has a single exon. The record is from RefSeq and is a predicted model, not a curated record. Gene Ontology annotation, biological process: outer dynein arm assembly; cilium movement. The coding region runs from base 1 to 1809 and encodes 602 amino acids.
AUGACAGAAGUGUCGUACAGCUACUCGCGUCUCCGCAGGGAGUUUGGGCGGAUGCCGGAGUUCCAAGCCAACGAAGGUGAGAUACUCAGCGACAUUGCACCAAAUCGUGGCUUGAAAAACCACUACACGAAGCUUGACCCUUGCGAAACGGAAAUUCAAAACGUGCCGUCGCUCUCCGAGAGUAGCACAAACACCGAGCGAAUUAAGCUGCGGCACCACGCUCAGUCACACAUUGAAGGCGGUUGGCCACAAGGUGUUGACCCCACAGAGUUUGAGGAGAAAAUGAAGUACUGCAAGAAAGUGGAGCGCGAGGAAAGCUACCUGUCGUCGUGCCGUCGCCUCGUUUACCAGUGCACGGAUAAGUACAUCAAGCAGAAUAAUGCCAUUGACAUUUACGGCACAUAUUUCAGUGAAGGCCCCCCAGUUGAGGAUGAAUCGCUGGGCCCGCCGGCUGCGAAGAUUGUGUCGGUCUUUAAGGAUCCCAAUACUGAGAAACGCACAGCUGCAUCGAUCUCGUGGCAGAAUGACGGGCGCAGAUUCGCUGUGGCGUACUGCCGUCUGCGAUUCCAAAGCAACGCCCCGACAAUGAACACCAAUUCUUAUGUAUGGGACGUGAUGAAUCCCAACGCGCCGGUGGAAACAUUGGUCACGCCCUCACCGCUGUGCAGCAUUGAGCACUACCCGAAGGACCCACACAUCAUCGCUGGUGGAAGUUGGAACGGAAUUGUGCAGUAUUGGGACACGCGCCAGCCGACACGCCCCUCCGCUCGCUCCCUUAUUGAGGAGAGCCACAAGGACCCCGUCUGGGCGAUACGGUGGCUGCAAAGCAAAUCCGGCGAGCUGCUCUCGGUAUCCACGGAUGGCGAAGUGUACAUAUGGGACUGCCGCAUCCCUGACAAGCCGCUUGAGUUGCACAAAUUCCCAGAGGACUCUUUGCUGCUCCACCCGAAGAGCAACGAGGGUGGCUCCAAGGGGGUCCUUGGCGGACUCUGUCUGGACUACGACCCUCAGGUUGGUGGUCCGUCAAAGUACAUGAUCGGGACAGAGCAAGGUACCAUUCUCUCAUGUAAUCGGAAGGGCAAGACACAGGCGGAUAAGAUCGGCCCCAACACGUUUAAUGGCCACCACGGACCUGUGUACUCUGUGCAGCGCAAUCCCUUCUUCUCAAAGUACUUUUUGUCUGUUGGUGACUGGACGGCGCGGAUGUGGUUUGAGGAUUUCAAGUUCACGCCUUUGUUUAGCACCUUCUACCACAAGUCGUAUCUCACGAGCGGCUCUUGGCAUACGGUGCGGCCCGGUGUGUUCUUUACCACCCGAAUGGAUGGAUGCCUUGAUCUGUGGGACUUGAUGCUGCGCCAGUCCACCCCUACCCUAAGCGUGCAAGUGUCAGACUAUGCCCUUCACACAGCGAAGCCAACUGUGGAGGGAAAACAUAUUGCCGCAGGUUGCAUUGACGGCAGCGUGACGCUCCUGGAGCUCUCGCCCUCGCUCUACACAAUGAUGCCAGAUGAAAAGGGCAUUAUUGGCCAGCUGUUGGAGAAUCAGAGCGUCCGUGACAAGAAUCUAGACCGCGCUGGAAAGGAAAAACGUGCAGCUGCAAAACAGCGUGAGCGCCGUAGCACGCACGUGCAUGGUGUCACCCAACUGACUGAGGGUCUGGAGGAGUACUUGGAAAAGAUGACUGAGGAUUACAAGACGGUUGUGGAGGAGGACAAGAGUCGCAAUCUUCAGCAGCUCGAAGACUUGGAAGGUAAGCGUCGGAAGCUGCUGGAAGACAUUGGGGACGGAAUGGAGGUUGACGCUGAGUAA